Molecule: messenger RNA, 375 nt
Organism: Symbiodinium pilosum
Lineage: Eukaryota; Dinophyceae; Suessiales; Symbiodiniaceae
Source: the annotation of a GenBank genome assembly
AUGCCCGAAAAGGUCAUGAUGAACAUGGGCCCGUCAAACUAUCCCUUCAACGAGACCUAUGCCACGCUCAUCCCUGCCCUCCUUAUCGGGGACUCAGUGGUCAUGAAGGUGCCCAACACUGGGGGCCUGGCUCAUUUCCUCACGAUGGAGGCCUAUGCCGAGUGCUUCCCCGCCGGAGUGGUGAACUUUGUUUCAGGUCGGGGCCGAGAUACUAUGCCGCCAUGCAUGGAGUCUGGGCUUGUUGACAUCUUUGCCUUCAUUGGCUCCUCGAAAGCUGCAGAUGCGCUGGUCAAGGCACGGCCUUGGAUCCUGAAGUGCAAUAGAGAGAUGAAUAUAUAUAUAUAUAUAUGUUUAGGGGUUGGGGGCUUUGGGUAA